UGACACAUUUCCGCCAAGAUGGUUGUCGGUGCCUUUCCAAUCGCAAAGCUCCUCUAUCUGGGAGUACGACAGUUGAGCAAACCGGUGGCCAACCGGAUAAAAGCAGGCGCACGGAGGAGUGAAUUCUUUAAGAAUUAUAUCUGCCUUCCUCCGGCCCAAGCAUACCACUGGAUCGAGAUGAGAACAAAGAUGAGGAUCAUGGGUUUCCGUGGCUCUACUAUCAAGCCCCUGAAUGAGGAGGCAGCUGCGGAGCUUGGAGCAGAGUUGCUCGGCGAGGGUAUAAUUUUCAUCAUCGGUGGGGGCUGCAUGGUGCUUGAGUACAGCCGGCAGGCCGCCAACGCCAGACGCAAGGAAGAGGAGCUUGCACAAAACAUUAGCAAUCUUCAGACGCAACUAGGAGAGCUUGCACUAGCGACAGAGACACUAGAUGCCCAAAUCAGAGAGGUUAACAGAAUUCUGUUGUCCUUUCCAACUGCCACAAGUCACAAAUAACAAUAUGCAUCACUAAAGUAAACACCCUAACUAAGAAGGGUAAAGAGGCUGGUUUAUGGGGACAUCUGAUUGUGCAGCACUGCCAUAUAUACAUGUACAUAGUCUUGUUUAGGCCCUGCUAUACACACACACAGAGCUCUGAGUGUAGUCUGAGGCAGUAUUCUACAGCUCAACUCUCCUUGCUGACAUGUUGACACCCAGGCUAUGGAAAAAUGAGGAAGGAACAUAGAUCUCUGUGUAAGUGUGUGUGAUAAGUGGCUGGUCACCAGCAUAACAUAAAGGUUCUCAUGCUUAAUUUGUUUGGUUGAAUUAUGUAUUUUUCACAUGACAGAUUUAGUUAUUUGAUGACACUGUCAAACUGUCAAAAAUUUCUGUCAUCAUUUACUCACCCUCAUGUUGUUCAAAACCCAUGAGAGUUAAAUAAUGACAGAAUUUUCCAUUUUGAGUGAACUAGUCCUUUGUUUUGACCACUUAUUAACCUGCAUAUCAAGACCUGCUUAGACAUGUGAUGCCAUAACAUUUCAGUGAUUCUUUUUCAUUUUGGAUGAAAUGGUCACAAAUUAAAGUAAAAAAAGGAUUAUGCUUUUGGGGUUUGGCAUUGAUUUCCUUUGUAGUGAGCGGUAAAUCCCAUAAAAGUGAUCUGAAAAUGCACUUGAAUUGGGAAUACUUGAAUGACAUAUUCCAUAGUGUAAAUAUGGAUCUGUCCCCCAACAUAGGAAACAGAGACACUGUCUCUUCGCGUGUUGUGAAAAAAUCCCUGUUGCAUAAAAGACUGCUGUGUUUAAUAUGCCUUGUGUAUAUGGGUGUAUAUUUAUCAUUGUAAAAUAAAGUGAAAUAUUCUAGAAUGGUUGUUUUUGUAUCUUG
Molecule: messenger RNA, 1356 nt
Organism: Myxocyprinus asiaticus (Chinese sucker)
Lineage: Eukaryota; Metazoa; Chordata; Actinopteri; Cypriniformes; Catostomidae
Product: optic atrophy 3 protein homolog
Exons: 2
Coding region: 19-492 (157 amino acids)
Biological process (GO): regulation of lipid metabolic process
Cellular component (GO): mitochondrion
Source: RefSeq, a predicted model, not a curated record